AUGGCCGCCAACUCCACCAGCGACCUCCAUGCUCCCGGCACACAGCUGAGCGUGGCUGACAUCAUUGUCAUCACCAUGUAUUUUGCUCUGAAUGUGGCCGUGGGCAUAUGGUCCUCUUGUCGGGCCAGCAGGAACACGGUGAAUGGCUACUUUCUAGCAGGCCGGGACAUGACGUGGUGGCCGAUCGGAGCCUCCCUCUUCGCCAGCAGCGAGGGCUCUGGCCUCUUCAUUGGACUGGCGGGCUCAGGCGCGGCAGGAGGUCUGGCCGUGGCAGGCUUCGAGUGGAAUGCCACGUACGUGCUGCUGGCACUGGCAUGGGUGUUCGUGCCCAUCUACAUCUCCUCAGAGAUCGUCACCUUACCUGAGUACAUUCAGAAGCGUUACGGAGGCCAGCGGAUCCGCAUGUACCUGUCUGUCCUGUCCCUGCUACUGUCUGUCUUCACCAAGAUAUCGCUGGACCUGUAUGCGGGGGCUCUGUUUGUGCACAUCUGCCUGGGCUGGAACUUCUACCUCUCCACCAUUCUCACGCUCGGCAUCACGGCCCUGUACACCAUCGCAGGGGGCCUGGCCGCUGUCAUCUACACGGAUGCCCUGCAGACGCUCAUCAUGGUGGUGGGGGCCGUCAUCCUGACAAUCAAAGCUUUUGACCAGAUCGGCGGUUACGGGCAGCUGGAGGCAGCCUAUGCCCGGGCCAUUCCCUCCAGGACCAUUGCCAACACCACCUGCCACCUGCCGCGUGCAGACGCCAUGCACAUGUUUCGAGACCCCCACACAGGGGACCUGCCGUGGACCGGGAUGACCUUUGGCCUGACCAUCAUGGCCACCUGGUACUGGUGCACCGACCAGGUCAUCGUGCAGCGGUCGCUGUCAGCCCGGGACCUGAACCAUGCCAAGGCGGGCUCCAUCCUGGCCAGCUACCUCAAGAUGCUCCCCAUGGGCCUGAUCAUCAUGCCGGGCAUGAUUAGCCGCGCACUGUUCCCAGGUGCCCAUGUCUAUGGGGAGAGACACCAAGUGCCCCUCUCUCAAACAGAUGACGUGGGCUGCGUGGUGCCAUCCGAGUGCCUGCGGGCCUGCGGGGCCGAGGUCGGCUGCUCCAACAUCGCCUACCCCAAGCUGGUCAUGGAACUGAUGCCCAUCGGUCUUCGGGGGCUGAUGAUCGCAGUGAUGCUGGCCGCGCUUAUGUCGUCGCUGACCUCCAUCUUCAACAGCAGCAGCACCCUCUUCACUAUGGACAUGUGGAGGCGGCUGCGGCCCCGCUCCGGCGAGCGAGAGCUGCUGCUCGUGGGACGGCUGGUCAUAGUGGCACUCAUCGGCGUGAGUGUGGCCUGGAUCCCCGUCCUGCAGGGCUCCAACAGCGGGCAACUCUUCAUAUACAUGCAGUCAGUGACCAGCUCCCUGGCCCCACCAGUGACUGCAGUCUUUGUCCUGGGCAUCUUCUGGCGACGUGCCAACGAGCAGGGGGCCUUCUGGGGCCUGAUAGCAGGGCUGGUGGUGGGGGCCACGAGGCUGGUCCUGGAAUUCCUAAACCCAGCCCCGCCUUGCGGAGAGCCAGACACGCGGCCGGCCAUCCUGGGGAGCAUCCACUACCUGCACUUCGCUGUUGCCCUCUUCGUACUCAGUGGUGCUGUUGUGGUGGCUGGAAGCCUGCUGACCGCACCCCCACAGGGUGUCCAGAUUGAGAACCUUACCUGGUGGACCCUGGCUCAGGAUCCGCCCUUGGGAACCAAAGCAGGUGACGGCCAAACACCCCAGAAACAUGCUUUCUGGGCCCGUGUCUGUGGCUUCAAUGCCAUCCUCCUCAUGUGUGUCAACAUCUUCUUGUAUGCCUACUUCGCCUGACCCUGCCACUCUGGGCAGGAAGGCAGGAGCUCCAAGUCCUCAGGUCCACCCUUUUCCCUCAUAGGGAUCCCGAGGCCCCAAGAGGGGCAGAUUCCCCUCACGGCUGCACAGCGGCUCGGUGCCCAAGAACUGGCCAAGCCAGCAAAGCAAGAGCCCUGAAAACUUAGGGGGGAAAUGGGAGAAAAGAAUGUGACAUUUCAAAAACAGCACUAAAGCAGUCAUCAUUGGAAAGA
Molecule: messenger RNA, 2072 nt
Organism: Piliocolobus tephrosceles (Ugandan red Colobus)
Lineage: Eukaryota; Metazoa; Chordata; Mammalia; Primates; Cercopithecidae
Gene: SLC5A10
Product: solute carrier family 5 member 10
Exons: 15
Coding region: 1-1839 (612 amino acids)
Biological process (GO): transmembrane transport
Cellular component (GO): plasma membrane
Molecular function (GO): D-glucose:sodium symporter activity
Source: RefSeq, a predicted model, not a curated record